Selaginella moellendorffii is the source of this 1504-nucleotide messenger RNA. RefSeq lists its product as uncharacterized. The transcript has 3 exons. Lineage: Eukaryota; Viridiplantae; Streptophyta; Lycopodiopsida; Selaginellales; Selaginellaceae. Gene Ontology annotation, molecular function: protein binding. The record is from RefSeq and is a predicted model, not a curated record. The coding region runs from base 3 to 1496 and encodes 497 amino acids.
CCAUGGAGUCUCCACUGCCGCUUCCUCUGCCGCGAUCGCUCCAGGAGAUGAUCCUCGCCAAGCUCCCGCUCGAAGAUCUCCUGCGAUCGCGCACGGUUUGCAAGUUCUGGCGCCGCAUUUCCACGACAAAGAGCUUCUUGCGGAGGUAUGAGAUGGUCAUCAGCGCCAAGCCAUGGUUUCUCUUCAUUCAUGGCCGCACGGGCUUCGUGAUUGGAAAUGAUGCGAUGACCGGCAAGCCAAGGCGCUUCUCUCGCCAGCCGUGGAUCCCUACGGCGCAGGACACUAGCAUCGUCUCGUGCUCGCUCGGCCUCCUGCUGCUCCAGGACUCCCAGGGCCAUUUCACCGUGGUGAAUCCUCUCACCAAGGAGACCAAGAAGCUCCCGGCGUUGGAUAUGAGCUCUGGCAAAGAGAUCGUCUACUCCGCCAUCCAGUGCUCGCGUUCGGCCUCUUCAUACAAGGUUUUCACCAUGGGUGUGAUGGACGCGGACGAGAUCAGUGGAUUUCUCUACAAAAUGAGCGUCGUCCAGCCGGUAGACCGCCCGAUCCCAGUGCCGGACAUUCAUGACUACAAGCAGCCCUUCAUGCGCGUCUACUGCUCCGAGACUGGUUCCUGGACGUCCAUCACCGGGUUUCCUCCAGGAUUUGUGCUCCCUUUCCGCGCUCUAUGCAAGGUGCACCAGUGUUUCAUCGCAAACUCGCUGCUCUACUGCACCUCCAACAACGUCAACAACCGUCCCGAGAAGAUUGCUCGCUUUGACAUCCCCAAAAUGGAGUGGCUUCCGACUCCGGUGGACAUCCCAGAGGACUUGAUGCUUAUGAGCUUCAUGAUUGACAGCAGCAGCGAAACGAUGAUAGUCGUAGCUGACAAAGACACGGGCAAGUUAUUCAAGGCUGUGAUCGAGCAGGAGAAGCUGGUGAUUGCAGCGGAGCUCCAGGUGCCGAGCGAGAUCCUGCCGACGAACAAGCUUAUGUUCGGGAUGAUGGAGGUGUGGGGCUUCGGACAUGCGCUUUUCCUUCACGUCCCGGUGCAAAAGAGCAAUGCAUGGGAUCUCAAGAAGUGGGACGGCCGAUCUCUCAUGUACGAAGGCAAGAACAUUGCGGAGGAGCCGACGAUGCAGUGCUGGUUUGUCAGUCUGCACAACUCUGCCGUCUACUUCCAGUGCUUGCCCGAGCCUCAUCUUCCAAUCGGCACGGUCAUGAGUGGAGCUGCGGAUCUUCUCAAGCUUGUCUACACUCCCAGCCUUCGUUUCCCCAGAGGCAAGUUUCACACAAUCAAUCUUUUAGCUCCUCCUGUUCUGUUUAUCAAGAUACUUGCGAGUGGUUCUUUCCUUUCAGUUUUACGACUCAAGAGAAACAGGUCUCUUUCUUGUGAUAAUGAAACUCGUGACAUUCUCUUGGUCGUAGAUCAUUCUUCCAUUGAGGGGCUCAAGUACUCAAGCCGCCAUAUCAGAGCAUUGGCAACUUGGAGAAUGUCCGACUCAAUCCUAUCCAGUUAAGCACUCAA